This is a messenger RNA of Suillus plorans, 1518 nucleotides long. RefSeq lists its product as uncharacterized. NCBI's taxonomy places the organism in Eukaryota, Fungi, Basidiomycota, Agaricomycetes, Boletales, Suillaceae. Gene Ontology annotation, molecular function: protein binding. Bases 318 to 1115 code for a protein of 265 amino acids. The transcript has 4 exons. The record is from RefSeq and is a predicted model, not a curated record.
GGUGUCAUAUGCACUGGAUCCACUUGAAAUGCUGUGCUAUCGUAGUAUCGGUCUUCAUUGGGCCCAUCGAUGGUCCUGACCACGGAACGGGUCACAAUUCGCCUUUCCUUCCCAAGUCACUUGCCCAAACAACACACACGAGGCUUCUAAAUCCUAGGAAUACGGCAGUUCCAACGGAUCGUCCCGGUACAUCUUCAAGCGAGUCACAGUGUUGUUUUGACUCUUCAAGCGCUCGAAUCCCACAUAAAACGGUCGUAUCAUUCCCGCGAACUUCGAUAACAUCAUAGCACACAACUAUCAUCUCCCUUAUAUCAACCAUGGCACACAGUUUUCAGAACGGCGUGUCCCGAAUGAACUGUCAUCCUGAAUACUAUCUUAGAGAUGGUAAUAUCACCUUCCAUGUUGAAGGCACUCUAUUUCGUGUCCACCGAUACUUCUUCGAGCGCGAGUCGCUAUUCUUCUUGCAGGAAUUCGCAAGGGCUCCUCAGGGGGGAACUACUGAUACCAGCGCGUUUCGACUCGAUGAAGUAACCGCCACCGACUUUACGAAAUUCUUAUGGGUCUGGUAUAGUCCCUCGUACAGACGCGGAAGCCUGAGUGAACCAAAAGAGCAUUGGCUCACCAUACUGGAGCUCUCGACAAAGUGGCAAUUCCUAGAUAUGAAGAAGCUUGCCAUCGAUGAGCUCGAGAAGCUCGAUAUAGAACCCAUUGAGAAAAUCACCACUUACGACAAACACAAGAUCGACAAAUUGCUUCUGUUGCCUGCAUACAAGCUCCUGUGCAAGCGGACGACCCGAAUAACCGAUGAGGAGGGUGAGCAACUUAAGAUACCCACCCUCCUCAGGAUAUUCGAGGCUCGUGAGCGUGCGGGGAGCGCAGCGGAGGGCAGGCGCACAGGCCCGACCUCCGCUGAUGCAGACGACGAGGAGUUGGAAAAGAUUUUGAUUGAUGUGUUUGAACUCAACAGUCGUGCCACUAAUCAACAGGGUGCGCAGUCGCAGGCAAGAUCAGACGCAACUUCGACGCCGAAUGUGAAUGGAGCCGCCAAUGGCCAUAGGCCAUCUGGAUCAGGUUCCGUAAGUGAAAAAAAAAUUGCUCGAGACCGUAUGCCAUAGGGCUGAUUGACAAAUAGUCUACCCACUGACCCAGAAUGGUAAUAAGCAGCAGAAAGAUGCGGACAAAAGUAAAGCAAGGCAACCAUGAGGAGCCGACGGGAGGUGAAGAUUCCUCCACUGGGCUCUUGGCUUUUGUUGUAGAGAGGAAAGUGGAGCACGUUCUGCUCAAUUUGUACCUUCCAAUGUUCAUCCAAUCAGUCAUGACAGCAGUAUUCGCAUAUAUUGUUAUCUCUGUAUAGUAUCAGGUGUCUUGAUGCACAGCCUAUGUAGUUUGCAAUGAUACGCUGUUGAAUAAACUUUCACGCUUGAAGCUCCAACAGCCAGUGAGAAUUUAAAGUCCAGUCGAGCACCGUUUCACCUGGACAUAAGUCGAUCUAAACCGUACCCUCGCUGCCAGCACCUG